GAGGACUGGUGGCAUGACCAGCAGCCCUCCCAGGAGGCCGGCGGCUACUACGAGGAGGACCCCGACGAGCCGGACCUUCACGACGUCGAGGCGUUUCUUGCCGAGCACGGGACGGUGACUGACGACGUCCCGGAGGAGAUCUUUCAAGAAGAUGAGGUGGCGGAAGUACUUGCCGCCACGUGGAAGGACAAGCGUCAAGAGCUGAACAGGCUUCACCGCUCGCGGCGCUUUGCGCAGGCGCGAGAGGUCAAGAGGAGCUUCAAGGUUGAAGUGGAGGCCGGCUCUGCCUCAGCCGGCGCCGCAACGGCAUCGAGUGCCUCGGGAGCAAGCAUGGUACAAGCCCAGGGCCAACACUUCGUCUGCUAUGUGAGCGCGGUUGUGCCACCGGAGCAGGGAAAGCCAACGAUGCUGCAGGUCCUACGAGACCGGCUGAGAAGAGGCCCAGAGGAGGCACUGUUGGUGUCGUCGCCGGGCUACGCGGUGCUGGACUCAGGCUGCGGACGGAGCAUCGUGGGCGAGGAGACGCUGGCUCAGUUCCGCAGGUUGUGGACCAAGGCCGGGAUUGAUCAGCCAAGGCCUUCGGCUGAGCGGAACACGUUCAGGUUUGGCAAUGGCCAUGAGGAGGUGACGAACAAGGUGGUUGAGAUGCCCAUCAUGGUGGCGGGUCGCCGCGGAGCGGUGCGAGCCGCAGUCAUCAAGGGGCAGGCACCCCUGCUGUUGUCCAGAGCGGCGCUGAAGCGCCUCAAGGCCCAGAUGGACUUUGAUGCCGACGAGCUGAUGAUUUUCGAGUCCAAGACCCCGGUCAGGAUGAUCGAGGCCGGGCAGUACAUGAUUCCCGUGGCGAACUUCGAGAAUGCCAGCGACCCACAGCCGCGGGAGAGUUGCAGCCAUUGCCUCAGUGCCGAAGUUCGCAGCUUCGAGGGUUCAGAUGAAUGGUCUCUUGAGGGGGAUAAGCUGAUUCGUUAUCACCGCACACGGCGCUCGUGUCCCUUUUUCCCUGAUGAGAGUGAUUGUCCAGUGCCUUUGAAACAGCUUGCUGAUUCCUGCACUGUGGUCAAGGUGAACGAGCAUGGGCUAGAAUCUAGUUCCCAGGCUGAGUGGAAGGUGCCAAAGGUUCUGGAGGAACCUGCUUGGGUAGGGCGUACCGUCUUCCAGGUGCUGCCUCCGCCGGCUCCGAUGAUUCCGGAGAACGAGAUCGCUCUGAGUGA
Messenger RNA from Symbiodinium necroappetens, 1208 nucleotides. Lineage: Eukaryota; Dinophyceae; Suessiales; Symbiodiniaceae. The record is from the annotation of a GenBank genome assembly.